AUGCAGUACGGCGGUAGCGGCCUCGGGCUCUUUAUCUCACGCCAACUUGCUGAGCUUCAUGGCGGUCAAAUCGGCGUCUCGUCGCAAGCUGGCGUCGGCAGUACUUUCGGAUUCUACUUGAAAUGCAAACGUAUGAUUGCAAAAAAGCCUACAAUCCCAACGGAUACAGUGAAGCACGCUCUGGAUGCCGAACACGCGACAUCUUCGCGCAAAAUCAGUGCUGCAACCGCAAAUCAGACCUCCACCGCGCCCACAACUGCUACCGGUGUUGAAUCCCCAGUACAAGCGAACAUCGUCCGGCCCAUAGAUCACAAGAAAGGCGAAGAGAAAGACAAUCGACUCCACGUUCUUGUCGUCGAAGACAAUCUGGUCAACCAAAAGGUACUGGUGAAACAGCUCACGAAAGCUGGCUGCGUCACGCAUACCGCCGAUAACGGCGUCUGGGCAUUGAAGCAGCUCGCGAAAACGAAAUUCUGCGUUGCUAAUGGCAUGCCACUCACCAUCGUUCUCAUGGACUGCGAGAUGCCGGAGAUGGACGGCCUCACUUGCUGCAGGAAGAUACGAGAGAUGGAAGAACGGAAAGAGAUCACGAAGCAUGUGCCAAUCAUCGCGGUAACCGCAAAUAUCCGAGGAGGACAGAUGGAUGACGCAAAGGAAGCGGGUAUGGAUGAUGUUGUUGGAAAGCCGUUCAGGAUUCCGGAUCUCUUGGCCAAGAUGAAGGCCUUGUUGAAGAAGCUAGAGGACUAA
Alternaria metachromatica is the source of this 747-nucleotide messenger RNA. RefSeq lists its product as uncharacterized. Bases 1 to 747 code for a protein of 248 amino acids. Lineage: Eukaryota; Fungi; Ascomycota; Dothideomycetes; Pleosporales; Pleosporaceae. Gene Ontology annotation, molecular function: histidine phosphotransfer kinase activity; phosphorelay sensor kinase activity. The record is from RefSeq and is a predicted model, not a curated record. The transcript has a single exon. Gene Ontology annotation, biological process: phosphorelay signal transduction system; protein autophosphorylation.